AUGACAACCGCGUUUGCAGUCCCGCCACAACUGCGCAUAUCCGCACUGAAAGACAACACAAAUCGUGCACUAAUCGACACAGACACACAAACAGACGAGGGGAACCAAUCAAUCACGGUUACAAUGAGGACCAAUGAAGCGGAGGGAGCACUAAUGGACACAUGUGAUCCAAUCACAAACUAUCGAAUCACAAUCGCAUAUCCAGACAAUUCCACUCUCAGCCAUACUACGGGAUCACCAACCGAGACUAUCCCAUUGAACCGAUCUUGCGUACAAUGUAUCGUGGUGGCUCAAGCACAAACCGAACACGGAUAUGGUCCGAACUCGGAACCACACCCGACCACAUUCGGAUCGAUCACUCUGAACGCCGUACGCACGGAUAACGUGAUCACAGUGGACUGGAAUUUACCGCAUACGAAUGUGAGUAAAUAUGAGAUCCUCGCAUUGUCCUCCGAUUCCAACGAUCCACCACUGAUCAAUAUUUCACCAUCCGACGAUGUCGCAAGCAUGUUCGCAAACGCUGAUCCAUGCAAAACCUAUAAUGUCAGUCUACAUCAUUACGGUCAGGACGGGACCAAGCGGAAAAUCACUGCCGAUAAGGUAUUGGCCAGUCAACCCGGUGCCCCCAUUGCACCACGAGCGAUCAGUGCGAUAGAAAGCAAUGAGAAAAUCCGUGUCACAUGGGAAGAUGAUUAUCCGUGUCCGGGCAAUGUAUACAUCGUUCUAAUCAAAGGCAAAGCAAACGAAACGAGGCAAAGUCGAACAGAGAAGUGGGCCGAAUAUGCAUCCAACGUCGUGGCGUGUGAACCCAUAGUAUUUCGUGUACGGAGUACCAAUCACAUUGGUAAGACAGCUUUUGUCGACAGUGCUGCACACUGGCCUUCAGCAGAUCUGAGCAAACCGAAAAACUUGCAAGUACAAACGGAUGGGAACAGACUGCACGUGAAGUGGGACAAAGAAGAUUCGUGCGACCGAGUCCAAUAUGCGGUCACAGUCACUGCUGUCGUGUCGAAAGAACAAAUCUACUCAGAUACAUGGAAAACAAAUGACCAGACGAUAGAACCGAUCAACCUGGAACCGUGUACACAAUAUCAGUUGAGUGUGAAACCAACCGUGCAAUCCGAUUCAAAACGGACAGUGGACAUAGAUGCGACCAGUGUACUAUUCAAAGGUGAGUGA
Messenger RNA from Echinostoma caproni, 1179 nucleotides. The record is from the annotation of a GenBank genome assembly. Lineage: Eukaryota; Metazoa; Platyhelminthes; Trematoda; Plagiorchiida; Echinostomatidae.